AUGGCGCUACUGGCGUCAACAAGUCCGGCGGUGGCCAAGAUGCUGCUUCGGUGGAACUUCAAGGAGGGAUCCGGCCUGGGCGCGCGGGGACAAGGGAUCGUCGCCCCCGUACAGCUCUGCAACACUACAAGCGGCAUCGGCUACGGAGAGAGGUCGUACGAAAACGGCCUUCCUGGCACGACGCCGGCGGUCCAAGAAGAGUGGCGCCGGCGGUGCGAGGAGCUUGCACGAGCCCUGCGGCUCGAGGAGGAGUGCUGCUUCAAGACCCUCGAGCUGCUGCUGCGCGACAUGACGCGAGACGACGACGCCCGCAGCAGAGCGGAGAGGGCGGAGGCGCUGGCGGCGGUCGUCAAGUCCAUGAAGGUGUUUCAGCUGAAGCGCACGCCGGGGAUGUGGAAAGCCACGCUGCCUUCUUCUUCAGUUCUCUACAUCGUCGAGCGCGUGAUCAAGCCGAAGAUGGCGGCGGACGCGCAGGAGUGGACGCCGUCGUGGGACGCGGACUGCCACCAGUGGGUGCGGCCGUGGAUCCCCCUCGUCGGCCACUUGCCGGACGGCCUCUUCGACGCCGUGGAGCGCAAGAUCACCAACCACGCCAACGAGUACGCCGUCAUCUCGCCAUGGAAGGAUUACAUGGACCAGACACAGUGGGACACCUUCACCCGGCGCCACGUCCUGCCGUGGCUGACGAGUCUCGUGCGGGAGCUGAUAAUCGCGCCGCCCAAGCAGAUGGACCCUUCCUUCCACACGCUCAUGGAGUGGGCGCCCCUCGUGCCGGCCAAGACCGUGGUGUCCAUCCUUGAAGAAGAGCUCUUCUUCGACAGAUUUGAAGAUGCGCUGCGACACUGGCUGCAGUCCGGCGCCGGGAAGCCGUCUUCCAAGGAGGCCGUCGCCUGGUGCACCGGCUGGAAGAACCUGUUUACGCCCGACCUGCUUACCGACGAACGCGUACUCGCGCGUAUGGAUGCCGUCGCCGACUUGGUCGAUACGGAAGCCUAG
Molecule: messenger RNA, 996 nt
Organism: Lolium rigidum
Lineage: Eukaryota; Viridiplantae; Streptophyta; Magnoliopsida; Poales; Poaceae
Product: septin and tuftelin-interacting protein 1 homolog 1-like
Exons: 1
Coding region: 1-996 (331 amino acids)
Biological process (GO): spliceosomal complex disassembly
Cellular component (GO): U2-type post-mRNA release spliceosomal complex
Molecular function (GO): nucleic acid binding
Source: RefSeq, a predicted model, not a curated record